This is a messenger RNA of Serinus canaria (Common canary), 849 nucleotides long. Its product is annotated as feather beta keratin-like. Gene Ontology annotation, molecular function: structural constituent of cytoskeleton. Gene Ontology annotation, cellular component: intermediate filament. The record is from RefSeq and is a predicted model, not a curated record. The transcript is spliced from 2 exons. NCBI's taxonomy places the organism in Eukaryota, Metazoa, Chordata, Aves, Passeriformes, Fringillidae. The coding region runs from base 61 to 405 and encodes 114 amino acids.
UCUCCUGACGCCUUCUGUUCCUGCUCCAGCCAACAACCAGGCACCCUCCACACCACACCCAUGGCCUGCAACAGCCUCUGCCGUCCCUGCGGACCCACCCCGCUGGCCAACAGCUGCAACGAGCCCUGUGCCCUGCAAUGCCAGGAUUCCCAUGUCAUCAUCAACCCUUCCCCUGUGCAGGUCACCCUGCCAGGACCCAUCAUGACCUCCUUCCCUCAGAACACCGCCGUCGGAUCCACCUCCUCCGCUGCCGUGGGCACUGAGCUCAAUGCCCAGGGACAGCCCAUCUCUGGUGGCUUUGGCUUUGGUGGCUUUGGCUAUGGCCUUGGCUAUGGCCGUGGAUUUGGUUAUGGGCUGGGAGGCCUGGGCUGCUAUGGCAGAAGGGGCUAUGGCUACAACUGCUAAGGGCUCUCAGCACCACCCCUGACACCAACCACCCACUCCCCAGAACUCAUCUCAGGCAUUGAAGAUGCAUCUCUGGACAAAGGCGCUCAAAUGGGCUCAGCACUUCCAGCUCCUGCUCUCAGGGCACCAAGCAAGGCAGUAGCCAAGGGGCCAGCCCAGGCUGCCUGCAAACAUGGCCCAUCUGCCUCCUCCUCUUCUGCCUCUCUGUGCUCUGCAUCACCCCUUCGGCUCUGUCCAGCUCCUCUCCUGCAAGCCCCUUCUCCCAAGCCAGAGACGCUUGGGCACCUCUGCCAGGCUGCUGCCACUGUGGGGCAGGAAGGCCUUGGUGCUCUGGCUAAACCAUCUGCAAGCAAGGGGCCUUGGCUGAUGGUCGCCCUACUUGCACCUCAGACCAGCUCCCUUCCACUGGCUCCUCCUGAAUUUUCACUGUUCUACCUCAAUAAA